AGCAAGAGGAGCAGCGGAAGGUUUUAUUUAAUUGUGUGUUUGUUUAUCUUCUACCUGGAGGACCGACUGUGCGCGAAAGUCUUUUUCCACGCUUGAUCCUCCCCCACCAUGAGUGGAUCCUGAAGGAAAGAACAAUUCAGCCAAGAGGCGCGCUGACAUCCUCACCGAGAUGUGCUGCGGAGAGCCUAUAAUUUCUUGUCUUCGUGUUAAAAUCCGGUGGCAGAGACAACCUACGCCUUCCACUCCUCUUGUUAUCAGUGAGCCCAGAGAGAGAGAGAUCUAGUUUACAGCUAAAUCACAAGCUUCUGUUCUUGGCUCACCCUCCACCAUCAUUAUUCUCCAACAUCCUGUCAAUCGCCAUGGCCUGCUUCCUGGCCUCUGCCUUUUUUCUGGUUCUACACACGUAUGCUGGCGUUAGUUUGAACAGCAUGGACGUCACCAACAACGAACAUGUGACCUCUCAACCUCCGCCGGGCACUAGCAAAAGAGCCCCACACAGCAUAAUAAUCGGGGUGCGCAAGGGAGGCACGAGAGCCCUCCUGGAAAUGCUUGACAUACACCCGGAGGUUUCUGCUGCUGCAACUGAGGUGCAUUUCUUCGACUGGGAUGAGAACUACUCUAAAGGUUUAGAGUGGUACCGUGAGUUGAUGCCCUACUCGUACCCUGACCAGAUCACGGUGGAGAAAACCCCAGGAUAUUUCACAUCAGCUCUUGCACCGGAACGCAUAUGUGCCAUGAACUCAUCCAUAAAGCUGCUGCUGAUUUUACGUGACCCGGCUGAGCGUGUCAUCUCCGACUACACCCAGGUCUACUUCAACCGACUGGAGAACCACAAGCCAGUGCAAGCCAUCGAAAACCUUCUAGUUCGCAACGGAGCUCUAAAUAUGCGCUACAAGGCCAUUCAGAGGAGCCUAUACGACAUUCACAUGCGGAACUGGUUGCGUCACUUCCCCUUGGAACAGAUCCAUAUCGUCGACGGGGACUUGCUCAUUCAUAACCCCUUGCCAGAGCUUCAGAAAGUGGAGCACUUCCUCAACCUGCCCCCCAGGAUAGUUUCCUCCAACUUUUACUUUAACCAAACCAAAGGCUUUUACUGCAUCCGAAGUGACGGUCGAGAGCGAUGUCUGCACGAGUCAAAGGGUCGUCCCCACCCUGUUGUCAACAGUACUGUCCUCCAACAACUCCGUUCUUACCUUCAAGAGCAUAAUAGAACUUUCUUUAGGCUGGUGAAGCGUACGUUCAACUGGCAGUAGGAGUACGGUAUGAAAAUAGCACCUGAAGUCAAAGUAAGCCCAAAGCACUUUAGACAACUAACAUUUAAAGGGUCUUUGAAAAGUUCCUAGCCUUGUCUCCUCCAGUUUCCGAGGACGGAUUAACUGCUUUUACAAGAUACAGCAGAAUAAAUGGAAUACGAUACUUCAACUUUAUCAUUCUGUUUGUGCCGCAAGCACAUAACUGAUAAAAUGACAGCAUAAUAUGUUUUAUGAACUGGUGAACUUCUCUGUCUUGUUUGAUAUUCUUG
This is a messenger RNA of Entelurus aequoreus (snake pipefish), 1522 nucleotides long. Its product is annotated as heparan sulfate glucosamine 3-O-sulfotransferase 1-like. Bases 360 to 1253 code for a protein of 297 amino acids. Gene Ontology annotation, molecular function: [heparan sulfate]-glucosamine 3-sulfotransferase activity. NCBI's taxonomy places the organism in Eukaryota, Metazoa, Chordata, Actinopteri, Syngnathiformes, Syngnathidae. The transcript is spliced from 2 exons. The record is from RefSeq and is a predicted model, not a curated record.